Molecule: messenger RNA, 6709 nt
Organism: Cyprinodon variegatus (sheepshead minnow)
Lineage: Eukaryota; Metazoa; Chordata; Actinopteri; Cyprinodontiformes; Cyprinodontidae
Product: zinc finger protein 518A-like
Exons: 2
Coding region: 404-4399 (1331 amino acids)
Source: RefSeq, a predicted model, not a curated record
UGAAGGUGUUGUGUAACAAGAUGGAAAAGCUGGUUGACCGAUUCGGCUUCAACUAAUUACGUUUAUGUUCAACCGAAAUGUGUUUUUAUAUAUUUAUGGCGGAACAAAAAUAUCCUCCGUGGCACUAAUUUAACGUUAGACCUGCAUUACGUAUUCAUCCGCGACUAGAUGAGUGUCAGGAGCACGGAGUACCCGGAUGGACUGUCAUGGCCGCCGUCGCUGUGGUUCCUCAGAGGAGAGAGAAGGAAGGCUGAUGUUUUGUUGUGUCCGCUUUGCCUGACCUUCUUUAACAACGCUGGACGUUGUUGAGAAACGGCCGGAGCUUCAUUCCGCUUCACAGUGAGCGCACGCGGCUUUUCUGGAACUUUUAAAUGUUUGUUUUGGUAUCCUCAGAUUAGCCGCUAUGGAACAGUUUACACUACCUCAGGAUGCACACAAAAAUCACAGCCCAUCAGUUGGGGAUGUUGAAAAAGAAGAGGUGAAUGAUUUAGUCUACAAACAUUUGAAAGAAGCAAACAACGGGCCGCUCUUCAAUAAUGCAGACAAUUCAGUCUCAAGAGAAAAUGGCUCUGUCACUAAAAACGAUGGGCAAACAGUCAGAGGACAUUGUAAAAGUCAGCAGCGGGCCGUUUUCUCUGGAAAGAUUCUUAGCUUUGGAUGCUCGUUGUGUAAAGACAACUUGACAUUUAGCCCUAAUGAUCUCCUCAAACAUUUCCAAGGUGCUCAUAAAGGAUCCCUUCCUGCAUACCCUUGUGACUUGUGUGAUUUUGUCACAAAUGAGUUUUCGGCACUUCAGCGACAUCGAAUUGAGCACAGGAACACUUUGGUUACGUGUGAGCUCUGCAAUGACAAUGUUCAGUAUUCCUUGCUGUUGCUUACCAGACACUACAUGAAUUGCCAUAGUAAAGACGGAGAGUUUCAAUGCGACUGGUGCAAGUUUACGACCGUGGAUGCUGGAACAUUUGUCCAGCACAUCCACCAUCAUAACGAGAGUCACUGGAAGUGUUCAAAAUGUAGACAUAUCAGCUUAAAUGAAGAAGAUCACCAAACUCAUAUGAAAGCUCACUCCGGUACAUUUACCUUCACUUGCAAGAUUUGUGGAUUUGGUACAGAGGAAAUUGAGCACCUGAAAAAGCACAAAGCAGCUGUUCACAAAGAGGAGGCCAAGAGAAAGAAUGCCCUAAAAGCUAUUGAAGACUGUAGUUCACCAGGAAAUUCCUCUACGAAUCUAACAUUGUAUAAAAAGAUUGGUUUGUCACAGGAUACGCAUGGGAUGUCAAAACUGAACUCCCCUUCUGGAACUUUAUCAAAUGAAAAUGGGAGAGUAACCAAACAAGAACUACCAUUGGAGGAGAUUCACCACCUUAUCGAGGGGGGUGUAGGGCAGAAGGAUCACAAAGGUUGGAGCUUUCAUAAUGCAGACAAUUCAACUCCAGUCAUGCUACAGGAGUCUGAAAACACCUCUGAAACUGGAAGUUUUCCCAACGCCAAUGGGCUCACUGUGCUGAUGGUGAAAAACAAAAUCUCUCUGCCGCCCAACUGUACGACAAAAGUGAUGGGAUUCAAGAUGGUUGACGGCAAAAAGCAUUUGGUUCUCAAAGUCAUACCAGCUGCAAAACAGGAUGGAUCUUCUCAGAAGUUUUCAUUUGCUGAUGGCGUUGGUCUUUUUGGAUCCAACCCUGCGAUAGCAAAAAGGAUGGAAUCCAGUGAGACUGAGCAGCGGUCUGAAGGCAAGGGUUCAACAUCGCAAUGUUUAUCUGUCUCCCCAAGAAAUGGAUCAUGCCAUCAAGCCGAUCAAGAUGAUAUUAUGGCAAAAGUGAAGAUCGAGGAAGAGGAAACUUCUGUCUCUAGUCUAAAUUCCACUCCACACUCAAGAAAACAAGAAAACGAAAUGUACCCAGUGACCAUCCAGGCCACCCACAGCCGCUUCGAGCCAGUUUCCAUGGAGAAAGGAAAGUUACCGGUGGCCCACAAUUCAGACACUGCAAAGUUAAAAUGUGAUGGAGGAAGCUAUGAAACUGAAAUUAGUAAAACUAAAACAGUAUGUGAGGAAGUUAUUGCCCAUCCCUCUACUUUAAAUACGGUGCAAAGGACACUGCUUCCACAAACUGUCUUCAGAGAAACUGUAGAGUUCAGCAGAGCCAAAGAUGAAUCAUUGCUGACUGACGGUUUUAGGGUUUUAUGCAAAAAAUACAAAGCAGAUUCUGUAAACAACACUUUGUAUACUCACUCCUCUAGUCAGGUUACCUCAGAGAAUGAUGAUUGCUCAUGCACUGAAAACAGAAGUAAAAAUAGUCUUCAAACCGCAAGAAAACCAGAAUCUCCAUCUCACUUAUCCCCAAACGUUUUUGUUGACGGUAGAAGGGAUGCCUUGGGCACAGAAAAAGGUGAGCAAAAAACACCAAACCAGGAGGUGUUUACUUUCCACAAUUACUCAAAGGAAAUUUGUAGGUCCUCACCAAAUAAUGUUCAAAACUUGUCCUGUAUUGGGGAGGAUUUGGAGCACCAAGGAAAUGCUUCUGAGGCAUCGCAGUUUAGAUUGAGGUUAUCUGAGUCUCCAGAUGCCGCUACAGCGAGUAUCGAUGGAGACAUUGAGGUGGAUGGGUGUGUAGGUAGCAAUGAUCUUCUAACGGAGGAAAAUAGUGAUUCAGUCCUUCGUGACCUUAAUAUCGUCAAAAUCGAGGAAGAGUGCGUACCCAUAUCCACAAGACAACCUGACUCAAACACUAGUUUACAUUCCAUGGAAAGUUUUGUUAAAGAACAUUCAAAUGCAAUCAUUACAAAGCAACUUAAUAAAAACAGUACCGGAUCUUCAAAUUCAAGCAAUGCCCAUUUAACAAAAGCAAAGAAAACUCUGCAAAUCCUUCAGUUGCCAGGAGGAAAGCCACCGGUAUUCCUUAGGGCAACAGAGAAUAAGAUUGCAAUGCCAGUCCAGACAAGUACAGGUUUUAAAGUUUUAACUAGUUCUUCAAAUCCUCAGAUUAGUUUAUCUUACACGAACCGAGAGUUAAAUAACUCCACUGCCAGUGUAACUCUUACUCCUAAAGCUAAUAUUGUUGGUGUCGCAGCAGGGAAACCACAAGCCACAGAAAAGGGGGCAACCGUUUUAUCUGCUGUCCACUCAGGUGGCAACGCCACCCAAAAUCAAUACUAUAUCAACAGUCCAGGUUUUAAGGGACCCGUUCUCCUUUCGAGAACAUUGAAUAGUACACCAACCAAUAUGGCGGUGAAGGCACAACCAACAUGCUAUUUUGUGCAGAGGUCUGUCCCAAUUGUUCAGAACCCCAAUACAACUAGUUCUAAAGUGCCAUGUCCUCAGGUCCCAGUAAACCCAAAACCAGUUCUAGCCGGGACCCUUGCGGAGAAACCGGGCACACCACAAACUUCUCGCCAGGCGUACUUGCUUCGAUACAUCUCUCCAACCAAAUCGGGUCUCUUUGUCAAUAAGGAAGAGUUGAAGAACAGAACCGUUUGGAGCCAGGCCAGUGAAUGUUCUGGAAAUAAAGUCAUAUUCAAAAUAGUUUCUCCCACUGCUCGCCUCAAUACAGCUGCAGCGCCUACAUCAAGCAGCAAACCGUUGCUUUUGGCCACCAGACCUCAAGGGCAGUGCUUCUUAGUGUCUGCAAACAACACCGUUCCAGCUUCAUGUGAAGUAAAGAAAAUGGUCAGUGUACAAAUUAAUGAACGGGAACAUCAAAAGGAACCUAUUGCAGCUCCUUUGCACGUGAAUGGAAACCUACAAUUGUGUGAAGCAAAUAGACCUCUUCUUGCUCCAAGGGUUGUCGGCCAAAGAAAAAGGCACAGAAAAGCUUUAUUGGAUGAGCUUCCAGCCACCCUGCAUAAAGCUAGAAGGUUCUCAAAUAAGGUACUGACUGAAAAAGACCCUGAGUUAUGGACACCAGUUGGCAAAGAAGUGGAGAGGACACUUAGACUUACUCCCUUCAGUGCUGCGCAACAGAUCAAGUACCCGUGCAGAUACCAGCCUGUGGUGGUGCUCAAUCACCCUGAUGCUGACAUUCCCGAAGUGACCAACAUAAUGAAGAUGGUCAACAAACACAAAGGUGCUGUCACAAAGGUUGCUCUAAGUCAAAAGACGGUUCAAGCACUCUCUGAGUUCAGCAGUCUUGUGAACAAUAUCUCUACAUCUGUAAAUGGAGAUGUCUCAAGACCUCGGCCUGUGCUGAGUGCUGUCCGAGAACGAUUUCUCCUCAAAUUAAAGCUUAGGAAGAAAAACAGAAAAAAAUACGAGGUGGUAAAAACGUUAUCGUCUAGUGGACAGAGCUCAGUGGUGUUCGAUUGCUGGUUUUGUGGUCGGCUUUUCAACAACCAAGAAGAUUGGAUUGGCCACGGCCAAAGACACCUCAUGGAGGCAACAAGAGACUGGAAUAAACUCUUUUAAAGUUUUUUUUACACCAAUAGUCAUUUCCCUUCCACAUUUAAAUUCACAUUUCUCCACUGACUGUUAUUUUUAUGUCCCUGUAAAUACAUAUUAAGUGAAUUAAAGUAGAUUUUUUAUCAGUUGUUGUUCAGAUGUUAGCAUGAUUUACUUCAUCCACAUUAGUUUAACUGUGAAAAGCUGUAAUUGGCAACUGGGAAGAAGACAUUAAAUGAAAGGGAACAAUUUUAAUAGUUGUAGGCAAAUUCAGACCAAACAACUCAGGUAACUUCAUUUUUUUUUCUAUUUUCCCAUAAGUUAAAAAACAAUUUUUUUUUUUUUUUCAGAUUACCCCACAGUUGGAUAAGCUGUACAUUUUCCUUUCAAAGAAUGUAGAAAAGUUAAGAAAGUUAUCUGAAAAUCUUUUAUUCAGAUGAAUAUAGCAAACAGAGUUCCAGGUUCUGCUGAUGACACAAUGUUUUCUUUCAAAAAUCAAAAUUGGUUCCUGACAAAGUUCACCCUCAUAAAACCCAUGUAGUUCAUUCUUAGUCAGGCAGCUGUUGUUGUUUACGUUCAGGUCAUGUUGUAAAUAUGUCUUCCGUUUGUACAGCAAUGUUGGAUAUAUGGAUUAAAAAGGCUCAGUCUGUAGUGUUCCAGUCCUGCAAAAUGGUUCAACAGACAUAGUGAAGAGCAGAGUUAUGAUGUGUUCACACCAAACGCGCUCCAGGCUUCUGGUUUACACGCCAAGUCUAACUUUGGACUCUAGUCGAGAAGUUAGGCAGUGCAUUUUGUGCUUCAACUAAUUUGAACUUCCAAGCAUCAAUCACGGUCAAAGGGUCAGAUGUUGGCAUUUAGAGUGCUCCCACCAUUAGUAUUCUACUAAAACAUGUUACAACUGAAAUGUGGCAAAACCGUUAAAUACCUAAUUUAGGUAAAAAUGUCAAAACCUUCUGUGAAAAGCCUCUAGGAAGGAUAUCGAAGCCCGACUGGUUUGAGGCAGCUGCCGCUGGGUUUUCCGUGCUCUGAUGACAGCUUGUAUACGGAGCCUGAAAAAUGAUGGAAUAUUUAAAAGUGGUGUUAUCAUCAUUUUUUUUAUUGCUUAAAACUUUGAUUUCCUCCCGACUCGCCACAGCAAAUAAAUUCAAUCGCAUCUGCGUUUUACAAGAAACCAGAAGAGGAAAUAGCCGGACAGAUGGCUCCAUUAGAGACAUCUGUACACACUUUGCUCUCUCGCGCACAAGCAUCUCCAAGUUGAAGCCUUUUUACGCGCUUGCUGUGAACGCACCAUGAUUGCUGCCUCUUGUUUCCCCCAAAUCUAAGGGAACGGUACCAGAAGUUAAUUCUUUAGGUUCUGCAGAUAAAGUUUAACAGUUCAUUUUAUGUAGAAGGGGUUGGCUGGAUCAGCCCGUUUUGAAAUGUGUUUCUUUUGAAGCACAGCGUCCUACCGUUGAAGUUUUGCACGUUGUUUCUAAGCAGAGUUCAGAAGAGUGUAUAUAAAACGUAAAGCACCCCCUGCUGUUGGUAUUUUUUUAACGUGAGAGACUCUGUGACCCUUUAGCAACACCAGGAAAGACGGUUUUGUAUUUUUUACCUGUUCCUACUGUAUUCAUGGUCAGAACCGGUAUUUUAGUAGAAAACUUUUUGUGUGCUAAAACUCUGUAUUUGGAUUUUUAUUGCUUAGAUGUACUGUAUAUCUGCACAUUGCCGUUAUUUCCCUAAAUUCAUUUUCAACGUAUAUUUUUUCGUUCUUUAUUUAAACGCCUCCAGGGCGCCAGAGCUUCAGGGUUGUCGUAGACGGGGUGGGGUUUUCUCUAGAAAUCAAUGUUUAGCUCUUUUUCAGGAUGCAAACAAGCCACACUACUUUAUUCUUUAUUUUUACUGUUCCAUAGAAAUGAGUCCAGGUGCUAAAAAAACAAAAUCCUUUUUGUCCAACUUUGUGAUAAAUGCUUUAAGAUUCUGUUAAACUGCCAUAUAGAUCCUGAAAGCAAUGUCACCUUGAAGUUUUGUUGUUUUGUUUUUAUCUCAAGGGCUAAAAUAUAAAAUACUGGGUUUGAGAAUAAAACUUCUUCAAAGGAAUAAUAGUUGGAUUAUUUGUAGUUAAUAGCUUUGCUAGUGAGCAGCAUUUGGUCAAUGUCUACAGCAGUGAUUGAAUUCUGUUGCUUCAGCUUGUUUGAUAUUUUUGUACUUUUGACGUAUUAGCUGUAUAUUUGCUCCACAUGUGACUUUACUUUGAUCGAUCCACAGAUUUCCUACGUCUGCUCCUUCCUGAUGGCUCUUGGGCCAAAGAGUAUAUUUUUAAAGAAUAAAAAGUAGACAUAUAUAUAGUUAUUGGUG